AUGACGACAUUUAUGAACGGCGUGGCGAUGGGCUGGCUGUCCCCGACAGUGCCCUACCUCAAGAGCAAUUCCUCAACAGUAACCCCCCACGCAAUGACAGAUAAUCAAGUCUCCUGGAUGACCGGUGCCACGUCAAUAGGCGCGUUAAUGAUCCUCCCAUUCUGCGGAAUGAUGUCGGAACGUCUGGGCAGAAAGAUAACCGGAUGUCUGAUAGCCGUCCCCUUCUUCAUCUCCUGGCUGCUGAAAAUCAUUGCCACUAAUUACCUCUACCUUGUGGUAGCCCGAUUACUCAUAGGAUUCAGUGCAGCCAUGUUCGGGAGUCUAGUUCCUAUUUACGUUUCCGAGAUCUCAGCGACGAGUAUCAGAGGACAAUUGGGAAGUUUGUUGAUAUUUACCUUGAACAUUGGUAUUGUCUCGGGAUACGUCCUGGGAACUGUGUUUUCGUAUGUGGUAUUUGCUUCGAUUGUGUUGACGCUUCCCGUCAUCUUCUUUGGAUUAUUCAUCUUCAUGCCGGAGACCCCCAUCUAUCUCGUCCGGAAGAAUCGCAUCGGCGAGGCCACCAGAUCCCUGAUGUGGUUGAAAAGUAACAAUGAAUCAGCAGCGAAACUCGAGUUACGACAGCUUCAGGCGUAUGUCAAGGAGAAUGUUGAUACCAGUAGAUCUGUUGGAUUCAGGGAUCUCGUCAGGGAUCGAGGGACGAUCAAAGGAUUUAUCAUUGCAUUAGUUCUUCUCGGGGCACAAGAGACGACUGGAUAUUCGGUCAUGGUGAGAACUGAUCUACAACGGUAG
Molecule: messenger RNA, 789 nt
Organism: Diachasma alloeum
Lineage: Eukaryota; Metazoa; Arthropoda; Insecta; Hymenoptera; Braconidae
Product: facilitated trehalose transporter Tret1
Exons: 2
Coding region: 1-789 (262 amino acids)
Biological process (GO): transmembrane transport
Cellular component (GO): membrane
Molecular function (GO): transmembrane transporter activity
Source: RefSeq, a predicted model, not a curated record